Trichoplax adhaerens is the source of this 987-nucleotide messenger RNA. RefSeq lists its product as uncharacterized. Bases 1 to 987 code for a protein of 328 amino acids. Gene Ontology annotation, biological process: G protein-coupled receptor signaling pathway. The record is from RefSeq and is a predicted model, not a curated record. The transcript has a single exon. Gene Ontology annotation, molecular function: G protein-coupled receptor activity. Lineage: Eukaryota; Metazoa; Placozoa; Uniplacotomia; Trichoplacea; Trichoplacidae. Gene Ontology annotation, cellular component: membrane.
AUGGCUACUAUAACAACACAAAAUUCAACAUGGACAAGCAACGCUAGCAAAGAACCCGGCUUCAUAACUUGGGAAAGGCUAAGUCCAAACGAUCCGAGAUUUAUUUUGGCUGUAAUUUUUUGUUCAUUUAUCUGCUUUAUAGCAAUAUUUGGCAACUUGCGUAACUUAAUAAUGAUAUAUAACUGCCGAAGAUUACACGAUAUGAACAAUUUAUGUAUCUGUAAUUUAGCCGUAGUUGAUUUUCUAACUGGCCUUAUUGUUAUACCUUUGGGAAUAUCUACGUUAGCAGCAGAGACAUUAGGAUACUUACUUUGCCAAAUUCAAGGAUUUUUUACGUUACUCUUGUAUUUAUCUUCGUUAGCAGCAACAUCAAUAAUAAGUGUAGAUCGAUGUAGUGCAGUUGUUAAUCCUUUUGGCUACAAAAGUCAUAUAACUGUAUCUAAAUGUGCCUUUAUUGCUACUUUUACUUGGUUCAUACCGAGUAUUAUUUCUAUAUUACCGCUACUUGGCUUUGAGAGAAUUGGCCUUGGUAAAUUCUAUGUCUUACUUCUUUGUGGUAUCUCAUUCGAUCACCCAAUAGAAAAUUUUAUAGUUUCAUGGAUACUGACGAUAUUUUUGGUAGUCAACAUAGUAACAAUCUGUAUGAGCUACUUAGUUAUUUUUAUUGUAGCAUAUCGGAAAACUGUGCAAGAUUUAACUCGAAACAGCAAAUUAUCUCGAUCGAUUCGAACCACUGGUUUAAUUGUUGGAACUAACUUCCUUUUUUGGCUGCCAUACAUUGUUCUUAAUGUACAGGAUUUCGUCUAUAAUACCUCGGUCCCUCCAGUACCAACGACAUUGAACUAUUUUACGACCAUUGCAUGUCUCAUGGCACUGAGUAGUCCUGCUAUUAAUCCAAUAAUUUAUGCAGCAACGAGUAAACACUUGCGAAAGCGAUUUACUAGAGUCGGAAUACCCUCUCAAUCUACGUAUGCAAGUAGAGAAUAA